Phialemonium atrogriseum is the source of this 2353-nucleotide messenger RNA. RefSeq lists its product as uncharacterized. NCBI's taxonomy places the organism in Eukaryota, Fungi, Ascomycota, Sordariomycetes, Cephalothecales, Cephalothecaceae. The coding region runs from base 408 to 1979 and encodes 523 amino acids. Gene Ontology annotation, biological process: regulation of mitotic metaphase/anaphase transition; cellular response to glucose starvation. The transcript has 3 exons. The record is from RefSeq and is a predicted model, not a curated record. Gene Ontology annotation, molecular function: protein serine/threonine phosphatase inhibitor activity.
AGCUCGUAAGUCGUAAGUUGUAGCCCACCUCCGCCGUCACAAAUACCAACCUGGAGACCAAGACGGUGUUGGCUUGAUGGUCUGCAGCUCAGCUCUCUCUCUCCCUUAAUAGUCAGAAUAUUGGAUUUCCCCAUCUGCCACUCGAUCAAGUCAUCUUCGCCGUUCGAGAUCCAUCCAUUCCGCGGUCCUACAUCAUGCCAUUCAACCACAUUACAAGCUCAUCAUCAUAUUGCUGAUCCAUACGCCGAUCCACCUUCAAGCUCUGCCCGCGGCUUAUCCAACUCAGCUCGCCCAAUUGCCCUCCUGUGCGUACCGAGAGAACAAAACUCUUCGCCGCUUCACAGGUCUCGCCAUCGUCCUGAACAACAGUCCGUUCAAGCGGCCAUCACCCACCAAUUCCUCCUGCAAUGGACCAAACAGACCCGUCCUCCAAGGGCAGAGCUCCGAGCAAUGGCUCUGGCUCGGUUCCUACUCCAACGCAUGCUGGUCCGGUUGAGCGAUCUAACUCUCAAUCGAGCCUCCACAAGGCAGGCCAUAUUGCCUCACAUCGACAGAGCUUUGCCGAGAACCAGAGGCAUCCGCCACCCUCCCCACGGUCUCAGAGGCACCCCUCCUUCACCCAACAGGCUAUCCAGGACCUCUUGAACCACCCGCCCACUAAUAGACUGCCGAACCCCCGUUUCGCAGGCCGAGACUGGAGAGACAUCAUGCUCGGUGAGCUGGCCUCCCAAGAUGACGUCAAGUGGGUAGACAUGGACACCAGCGUCGAGGAGGCCACCAUGACCUUGCUCCGGAACAACCCAAACAACGUCGUGCUGAUACGCGAGACCCCCUCGGACAAGAGUGCCGUCUCCACCUUUGACCACAGUGACCUUAAUGCCUAUCUACUUGUCGUCGUGGGGCUCGCAAAACCUGAUGAAGAACACGCGCCCAGCUAUAGCGAUAUCGCGGAGAAGGCCCAGGCCCAGGCGCCGAUUCCCUUGCGGGAGAUACAAGUGCUGUCUCGAAAGGAGGAACUAGUCACACUGUCCACCGAGUCUACUCUCGACAAGGCGGUGGAGAUCUUUGGGAGCGGGAUCCACCGUAUUCUGGUUGUCAACCAAGCGUCAGAAGUCGUCGGCAUCAUUAACCAGUUGAGAUUGGUCGAGUUCUUUUGGAACGAGAGCAUCAACUUCCCAGCCAUAGAUAGGCUGUACGGUGCUCUCCUUCGUGACCUGCAAAUCGGGUCACAGGAAAUCAUCGCCAUCAACGCCGAUGCCCCGCUCGCUGAUGCCCUGACUCUCAUGCACGACGAGGGUCUUAGUUCGGUCGCCGUCGUCGACAAUGGACUCAACGUGGUCGGUAACAUCUCGACCGCAGAUGUCAGGCACCUUACCAGCGCGGCGAGCCUGCCCCUUCUCAAGAACAGCUCCAUGCACUUCAUCUCCAUCAUCCUCUCCGAGCGCGGCGUUGAGAAGGGUCGCGACUCUUUCCCGGUCUUCUACGUCAACCCUUACUCAACGCUUGCACACACGGUAGCCAAGCUCGUUGCGACCCAGAGUCAUCGUAUGUGGGUUGUAGAGUCGGCAUCGCCCUCCCCAAGCGCGCCGGCCACGCCGCUCCUCACACCGAGCCUGCCACAUUCGAACACCAGUCUCGGAUCGACUCCAGUGACUGGUUUGACCCCAGGGUCUGAAAUCUCCCCUAGAACCUCCACCAUCCUCAUCCCGUCGGCCGGGACAGGCUCGGGGCCACAGGCGUCACCGCUGCCGGGCCAGAGCUUCUCGUCGGUGCCGGCGGCAUCUUUUCCAGGUGCCCACGUGUCUGGCCGACUGACAGGCGUGGUAUCUCUAUCCGAUAUCCUCAACCUGUUCGCUCGGUCAACCGGGUUGCAUCCCUCGGACCCUGGCGAGCAGCGCGCGCGAAGGAGGCGGAGUUCGAGCAGUUCGGUGCGGCCAAGCUUGGACAGCGCAAGGGCUAGUGUUGAUUAUAGGAGGUGAAAAGGGGGUGUCGAGGGACGAGGGUCGGAAGCGAACAAAAUUGGGGUUAUGGAUGGCACGUGGAGCUUUCAAGAUGGUUAUUGCUCUCUUUCAUCACCCGUCCUCUCAUUACCUGCUCAUCGGAGUUCAAGGAGCGGAGGCGCGUACCUGGGUUUUUGCAUGCCAUAAGAUCAAGAGUUCAGAGUUAGCAGAGUUGGCAGCGUUGAUUCUCGAGGCUAUAGAAGUUUGCUUUCUAGGAGCCUAGUAACAGCGGGUUUCGCCAACUCUCUCCCCUUUUGUCAAGUCGUUGGAGGGUGGACCGGGUUGCGGUUGGAUUUGCGGAGCUGUUAAAUUUGUUUAGCACUUCAUCUAAUAGCAGAUCCUUGAUGAAUCCA